This is a messenger RNA of Polyodon spathula (Mississippi paddlefish), 5092 nucleotides long. Its product is annotated as phospholipid-transporting ATPase VD-like. Gene Ontology annotation, cellular component: plasma membrane. Gene Ontology annotation, molecular function: magnesium ion binding; ATP binding; ATPase-coupled intramembrane lipid carrier activity. The transcript has 22 exons. Lineage: Eukaryota; Metazoa; Chordata; Actinopteri; Acipenseriformes; Polyodontidae. Gene Ontology annotation, biological process: phospholipid translocation. Bases 254 to 4249 code for a protein of 1331 amino acids. The record is from RefSeq and is a predicted model, not a curated record.
UAACUAGAAAAUGUUGGGAUGAUUGAGUUGCAGUGAGAUGAAAUGGAUUAGUUUGUUGGGUGAACAAUCUGUAUUUCUUUUGCUCGCGGCCUUAAUUGAGGCAGUAAACCAGAACUCAAGAGGUUUAAACUGACUUUCUUCAGUUGAGCGACACCUGCUUUUUUCACGAUCUUGUGGCUUUUUUUUCCCCAUUCAGCUGAAGCUGAGCUCUUGUUUUACCUACAAAGCCUGCUGGACAGGUAAAAAGAGUACCAUGGGGGACCAGAUGCAAUGGGCCAGGUUUCGAUGGCAGAGGCUCGUAUCUGCUGAAGCCAGCUAUAGCAGAGAAGAUACAUUUUCCUCCAGAAGAUGCAGCACAACUUACCAGCCAUCCAGAAGUGGAGGCAAGCACAGGACUGUAAUCCCCUGUCUUGCGCGGUUCAAUGAGGAGUACGAGAAAGUAUCAAAGUCUUACAUGAAUAACAGCAUACGAACAACAAAAUACACGCUACUGAACUUCAUUCCUAUGAAUUUGUUUGAGCAGUUUCACAGGGCUGCCAACCUUUACUUUCUCUUCAUUGUGGUCCUCAACUGGGUUCCUGUGGUAGAAGCCUUUCAGAAAGAAAUUACAGUGAUUCCUCUGGUAGUUGUUUUGACAGUCAUUGCCUUUAAAGAUGGACUUGAAGACUACAGACGAUACAACUUUGAUAAGCAGAUAAACAACAUUUUAACCAAAGUAUAUAGCAAGAAACAUCAGCAAUAUAUUGAUAAAUGCUGGAAGGAGGUCCAUGUUGGAGACUUCAUCCGACUAUCCUGCAAUGAGAUCAUUCCAGCAGACAUGGUUCUUAUCCACUCUUCUGAUCCAGACGGUAUCUGUCACAUUGAAACCGCAAAUCUGGAUGGAGAAACCAAUCUUAAGCAAAGACAAGUAGUCAAAGGAUUUCCAGAGCAGGGCUUUGAAGUGAAUCCUGAAAAGUUUAACAGUAGAAUUGAAUGUGAAAGUCCCAACAAUGACCUGAAUCGGUUUAGAGGCUUCGUGGAGCACCCUAAUAAAGAACGUGUUGGCCUGUAUAAAGACAACCUGUUGUUAAGAGGGUGCACAAUACGAAAUACAGAAGCUGUUGUUGGCAUUGUUGUCUAUGCUGGACAUGAGACCAAAGCGAUGCUGAACAACAGUGGGCCCCGUUACAAACGCAGCAAAUUGGAAAGGAGACUGAAUGUUGAUGUCCUAUGGAGUGUUGUUCUACUUCUCUUGAUGUGCUUGACCACAGCUAUAGGACACGGGAUAUGGUUGAACAACUUUGCAGAGGAUCCACCAUUUGUUGUGCCAGAGCCUAAUGGGAAACAGACUCAACCAGCAUUGGCAGGCUUUUACAUGUUUUGGACAAUGAUCAUUGUGCUACAGGUUUUAAUUCCAAUUUCCCUCUACGUGUCUAUUGAAAUAGUCAAACUUGGGCAGAUAUUUUUUAUUCAAAGUGAUAUUGACCUGUACAAUAAAAAAUUGGAUUCAACCAUCCAGUGUAGAGCUCUCAAUAUCACAGAGGACCUCGGUCAGAUCCAGUACAUUUUCUCAGACAAAACCGGCACCCUCACUGAGAACAAGAUGGUUUUCCGCAGGUGCAGCAUCGCGGGCGUGGAGUAUUCUCAUAAAGACAAUGGAAAAAGGCUGGAGCUGUACCAGGAUGUUGACUCUGAUGAUGAGGAAUAUCAGACUGGAACUCUGAACACCAAAUCAGAUCUGAAAGCGCAGAGCUGCAAGACACUGAACAGACCCCGGAGCUCUUCCUCCCUGAACACCCUUACUGACCGCUGUCCAUCUCUGCAUGUGGGAUAUGCGCAGACAGACACCCACAGCCCAUGUCAUAUGGCUUUCAGUAGCAGAAUGGAGCGGGAUGUAGUGCCUGACCCUCAGCUCCUGAGGAAAUACAACCUGAUCUCCUCACCUUCCUUCAUGCCGGAUGAAUCUUCUGAAAGUGGUUCUCUAGAAACAAAAUACAUCAUAGAAUUCUUUCUUGCUCUGGCAGUCUGCAAUACUGUUGUGGUGUCGUACCCUAACCAGCCAAGACAACGGGCCCGAUUCCCAGACAUUGGCCGAACGCCCCUGAAAUCCUUGGAAGAGGUCAAGCAGUUAUUUCAGAGGUUCUCUGUUCGUCGCUUUAACACUCCUUCCAGCCUAAAUGGCACGGACUCUCUGUCAAACAGUACCAGCAGUUUUACAAGCAGACUUAGUAUUUUUAAAACAAGGACAAAAACACCCACCUUGUUCAAAGGAAAGGAAGAAAACAUUUCUGAAUCUUCUCAGAAAGACCAGCCUAGUGAGAACCAGCCUCCGUGUAAUAUAGAGUACCAGCCAGAGGUAGAGGAAGCUGCUGGCAGCUUACCUUCCAAAAGUGAAUCUACCACUACGCAGCCCGGUGCUGGUGAGCUAAACUACGAGGCCGAGAGCCCUGACGAAGCUGCUUUAGUCCAUGCUGCCAGAGCUUACAAAUGCACUUUACAAGCGCGGACUCCUGACCAGCUCACAGUCCAGCUAGCUGCUGUUGGAGAUUUGAACUUUCAACUUUUACACAUUUUGCCCUUUGACUCCGUGAGGAAGAGGAUGUCUGUAGUUGUCCGGCAUCCAGUCACCGGUCAAGUUGUUGUUUACUCCAAGGGCGCAGAUUCGGUUAUAAUGGAUCUUUUGGACAACUCACCCAAAGAUGAUAUCCAAUUAGAAAAAAUACUAAGGAAAAUUAAAGAGCAAACACAAAAACAUUUAGAUGACUAUGCCAGAGAAGGACUACGCACUUUAUGCAUAGCCUAUAAGGUACUGAGUGAUGCUGAAUAUGAAGAGUGGUUGAAACUACAUUUCUUAGCAGAGACCAGUAUUGUUAACAGAGAAGAGCUUUUGCUGGAAUCUGCAGUUAAACUGGAAACCAACCUAAUCUUGUUGGGUGCUACUGGUAUAGUGGAUCGCCUCCAGGAAGGCGUUCCAGAGACCAUCGAAGCAUUGCAAAAAGCGGGGAUAAAGAUCUGGGUUCUGACUGGGGACAAACAAGAGACAGCCAUCAACAUUGCCUAUUCCUGUAAGCUGCUGAGGCCUACUGAAAAGGUUGUUACUGCAAACUGCAACAGCAAGGAUUGUUGUGAGGUAUUGCUUAAUACACUUAUAAAAGAAAUUGGAGAGAGUGUCCAUGGACCCAGUGGAGGGCCAGGUUCUGGCUUCAGCUUGGUGAUUGAUGGGAAGACACUGGAGUACGCUUUGCACGAGAGCCUAGUGGAAACGUUCCUGGAGCUAACCAAGCAGUGCCGAGCAGUCGUGUGUUGUAGAUCAACCCCACUGCAGAAGAGUCAAGUGGUCAAGCUAGUGCGAGAAAAACUUGAAGUCCUGGCUCUUGCUAUAGGUGAUGGUGCCAAUGAUGUCAGCAUGAUCCAGGUUGCUGAUGUUGGGAUAGGAAUUUCAGGCCAGGAAGGCAUGCAGGCUGUGAUGUCUAGUGACUUUGCCAUAUCAAGAUUUAAACAUUUAAGCAAGUUGCUGCUUGUCCAUGGUCAUUGGUGUUACACAAGAUUAGCCAAUAUGGUUCUUUAUUUCUUCUAUAAAAAUGUUGCCUAUGUGAACCUGCUCUUCUGGUAUCAGUUCUUUUGUGGGUUUUCUGGCAGCACAAUGACAAACUAUUGGAUUCUCAUUUUCUUUAACCUCCUCUUCACCUCGGCACCACCUGUAAUAUAUGGGAUCUUGGACAAAGAUUUUCCUGCAGAGACACUCACACGGCUGCCAGAGCUUUACAAAAGUGGUCAAAGCUCUGAGGCCUACUUGCCAUCCACUUUCUGGUUAACGAUGUUGGACGCAUUUUAUCAAAGCCUUGUGUGCUUCUUCCUUCCAUAUUUUGUGUACGCAGAUUCUGAUAUCAGUGUCUUCUCUUUUGGAAUGCCUAUUAACACAUGUGCUCUCUUAAUCAUUCUCUUGCAUCUUGUAUUAGAAAGCAAAACCUUGACUUGGAUACAUGCGGUUGUUCUGAUUGGAAGUGGGCUAUUUUACUUUGUGUUUGCUGUGAUCUUCAGUGCCACUUGCGUAACCUGCAACUCUCCAGCCAACCCUUUUGGGAUCAUGGAGAAAUACAUGUCUGAUCCAGUCUUCUUCUUGGUCUGUGUUCUGACUACCGUCGUAGCACUUUUGCCCAGGUUUCUGUAUCGCUAUGUUCAAAGCAUUUUAUUCCCCACACCCACCUGUAAGGCUGCACAGUUUGAUAAGAUGACCCCAGAAGAGUGCAGUCGUGAAAUUAAAGCCUAGAAAGAUGCCCAAGAAGUCUGCACUCAGUAUGGGCACAUAAACCCCAUCUGUGCCAACACUACUGAUGACACCUUUUAAGAGAGUGAAGCUCACCAUGAACUGGCUGCACUGGACCUGCAAGUCAUGUAGUGGAAUCAGGAGAUUCACCUGGGACCAAAUCAGGUGGCAAAGACACAUCGGAACAAUACAGUGCCUGCCAGUUACAUGUAGCACCCAUCCUGCAGGUAUAUAUCGGUAGCUGGGACCUUGAAUUGUACUUUUGAAGACGAAAAACUUAAGAAGAGUCUUUGAAUAGAAUGGCUUGUAGCUACAGUGUGCAGGAAAUACUGCUUCAAGCCAACACCAUUGAAUCGGCGCCCAAGUUUAUGGAGUAAAUGAUUGGGUUCCACUUUAUUGAAGUUGAAGUGAAAUAGUUCACAUAGAAAUUAAGCAGCCAGUAGUGGUUGAUCCAUAUUGGCCUUUUUGUUUGCAACCCUUAAUAUUUGCACAAGUACUUUUAAACUUAAAUAGUAUGAUUGAAGAGGAGUGUUUAUAAGAUGCGUGCAAGCCUUAGAGCAAAUAGAAGUAUGUGAUGAUUCUUUUUUUUAACUUUUUUAUAUAGAAUGUAAUUUUGAACAGCUGUGGCCUUUUUGUUAUGAACACAUACAACUUUGUUUUAAUAAAAAAAACAAUAAUAAUAAUAAUUAUGAUGUAUCCUCACAGACAGAGGUCUGAGAAGUAGGAACAAAUGCCUGGGGGUUGGGAUUUUCUUUGUCCCAAAAAGGUUUCAGCAUUCUUUUUUAUUAUAGGAACAGUGCUACCCUGUUAUAACGUGGUUGUCGGGGUCCAUAAUUGGAGACCGCG